Molecule: messenger RNA, 2137 nt
Organism: Dioscorea cayenensis subsp. rotundata (Guinea yam)
Lineage: Eukaryota; Viridiplantae; Streptophyta; Magnoliopsida; Dioscoreales; Dioscoreaceae
Product: protein NINJA homolog 1-like
Exons: 3
Coding region: 262-1821 (519 amino acids)
Biological process (GO): jasmonic acid mediated signaling pathway; negative regulation of DNA-templated transcription
Cellular component (GO): nucleus
Source: RefSeq, a predicted model, not a curated record
AAAAAAAAAGAGGGCCUCUUUCUGAUUUUUCCUUCAGCUCGGGAGCUCUCGGAUCUCUUCUUCGCACAUCGAGUAAAUUUCUUCGAUUUCUCCUUCGGAGAGAGACUAAUCGGAAUCAGAGAGUGAUCAUUCUCGGAUUUUUUUUUUUCAGGAAUUUAUUGAUCUUUACUGGUUAUGGAUUAGGAAGACUUUUCUUUGUCAUCAUCAAAGAAAGACAGAACUGACUUGUCUGUUAAGUAUUCAUUCGGUUCUACUGAACAAAUGGAGGAUGAAGGUGGGCUCGAGCUAAGAUUGGGUCUUUCUUGUGGUGGAUCAUCGGGAAAAUCUAAAUGCAAAGACCGUCCAUCUGAUACUAAACCCGAGGAAGGAAGUAGUAGUAAAGGUGGGAACAUGAAUGCUUCCGAUGCCUCAUUUAAGAAUUUCUUCCAGGCAGAUGUUCAGAAUAAAGAUCAGGACAGGAAGCAAAAACAAGAUAGUUUCUGGACCGACCUUGGAAAAUGCCCUGCUCCUGCAACUGAUAAUGCUACUGGUGUGCAUGGGAAUUUAUCUCAGUUUGGAAGGCGCCAAGAUUUAUGGGCUUCAAAUAGUAAGACAACUGAUGACGAUGAAGAGAAAUCAGGGUCAAGCAAGCGUAAAUCUCCAUUUGAAGAGGGUAACCUUCAAAAGAAGCAUGAAAGGGCCGUUGAAUAUGCUGACUCAGUUUCUAAAAGUCCAAUUGGUGUUACCAUGAAAAAUUCUCGUGUUUCAUUUACUACAGAUGAUGGUUCCACCGGUGAAAAUGAGGAUAUUGCAGAGUCAGAAGCAGAAGGCUCAAACUCCUGGUCAGUUCCACCACAUGAUGAUAGUGCCAAGUGCUCUGACAUUCCAAAGUACACUGAUAAGCAUGCUUUAAAGGACCCUGCUUUGACUGGGUCCCAAAUGCAGAAAGGAUCCUGCACCUCAGGCACUGAAUCCACCAGUGAACUCGGAAAGGGACCAUAUGGGAUGCCAAUGCAAUUUCAACCUCUAAAUGUCACGACAGUGCCUUAUCCAGUACCAGUUAAGGUACCAGCUCCUGUUAAUGCACCCAAUACAACAGGAUUCCCUUCACCUUGUGUCAUGCAACUGAUGCCCUUGCAAAUAAUGAGGCGCCCCAUGGUCCAGGCAAUGAGCGCUAGCAACCCCACAGCUUGCUUUUUGGUUAUUCACAUGUACAACUUCCAACACUUGAAAACCAAUUCUUCCUGGGCAUUUGGUUCUCAGCCUCAACUUGUGUCCUCUUUCCCUGGAAGGACUGAUGGUGCGUCUAAUUCUGUGCAUGCUGAAGAUGAUAUGAAGAUAUCUCAUGGUCCAACUUCAUCUAGAGUGGCAAGCGGUUCAGCAGCAAAUUUAACGUACAGCACAUUGGAUGCCAUGAAAGGUAGUGGUGCAAAGCAUGCUGGAGAGGCUUCCGCAUAUCAAGGUGAAUCUGAAGGAAAGGGAAACAGUAUAAUCUUUAAGCCUAAGGAGACAAAUAGUCAACAUGUUGGGGAAGGCUUUGCUCAGGAAGGUUCUGCUAUAAGACCUGGUAUCGCACCGAAUGUGAAAUUUGGAGGUUCUGGUUCUUAUCCGGAUCUUCCAUGGGUCUCAACCACAGGAUCAGGCCCGAAUGGUAAAACUAUUUCUGGCGUCACCUACAAAUACAACAAAGAUCAAAUAAAGAUUGUGUGUGCUUGCCAUGGGACUCACAUGACUCCCGAAGAGUUUGUUCAGCAUGCCAAUGCAGAUGCCCCAGUUUUAGAAAAUAACACUGGCUUAGGAACAAUUUCAAGCAGCAAUCCAGCAGCCUCAGCUCACAGUUGAUUUCAAGAGACCCAAAAAGCUGAACCAGGUAUUUCAUGAAACAUUGUUGUUCAGUAACUUGACAAAAGCAGUGCUGUGCUGUCGAAGGCAUAAAUCACCAUGAUAGUUUCUCAGAUGUUUAUUUCCUUAAAUUGUCAGUUAUUUUUCUCUUUGGCUUCAGUUUCUUCAAACACUGUGCCGAUUUAGUUUUUAUGUGGUAUUUUGACAGAUGACUGUAAGCUGCUGAAGUCAUUUUACUCCUUGUCAAAUUUUCAGUUUAUGACUCUGUAAACCACAUUACAAUCUGAGUAUCAACUAGCUAGGUUGCUUUUUAACA